AUGACUGCAUAUAAUUUGCCUUUAACAUGGGAGAGUGCAAAGAGUAUUCGACGGAAAACGAAGGACAUGGCAAACAGUCCACCGCAAUGGCGUCCUGAUGCUGCGAGUGAUUCGUGCCUUUGCUGUGGCAAUGACUUUUCAAUCUGGAUGCGUCGACGUCAUCAUUGCCGAGCCUGUGGAGAACUUGUUUGUGGUGAUUGUUCACCAUUCUCUGUGCGACUACCUGAGCUUGGUUACAAAGGCCGCGUGCGUGUGUGCACUCAUUGCCACGCACUGGCUGAAUCGGCGCUAGCUUCGUCUGGUUCCACGAACUCGCUGUUUGGCCUUGAGUCAGCGGCUGCAUCAAGUGAAUCGUCAGAUAGUGAGCCACCGGGUGAUGUUGAAGAGGAGCUUGUUUUCUGCGCGGUGGAAGUGUUGGCACAGACCUCACGCAAUAAACGUUCUAAAGUACAGUAUCAGUACUUUGUGCAGUCAGAGGCUGUGAGCUGGCUCAUGGAUGCUGGCAUUAUGUCAAACCGCACGGGAUGUGCUGCGCUGUUUCUGCGCUUGGUGGAGUAUGGCUACGUAACACUGAAACCCUGGAGCGGCACUGGUCGCAGUGCUUUUUACAUCUUGAGCGAGGAAGUAACGCUCGAGAAUCGUGCGUCGCACUAUGGUACCACCAUCCACUCGGAGACGAGCAAGUGCCACAAUUGCACACAAUCGUUUCAGAAAGCAUUCACACCGGCGGACGGCUUUUGCUCUAUUGACUGCAAGACGAACGCACUCAUCAGCCAGUCAGACUCGGCCCAUUUCCGCCUCUUCUGCAAUUGA
Molecule: messenger RNA, 813 nt
Organism: Peronospora belbahrii
Lineage: Eukaryota; Oomycota; Peronosporomycetes; Peronosporales; Peronosporaceae
Source: the annotation of a GenBank genome assembly